Molecule: messenger RNA, 1308 nt
Organism: Ruditapes philippinarum (Manila clam)
Lineage: Eukaryota; Metazoa; Mollusca; Bivalvia; Venerida; Veneridae
Product: sushi domain-containing protein 2-like
Exons: 8
Source: RefSeq, a predicted model, not a curated record
AUGACGUCAUUUAUGAACUGGAAGUCAGACGGCAAUUUUGAUAUGUCUAAUCAUGCUAUUACUCUUGCCGAUGAAGAUAAACUUUCAUGUCAAGGUUUUGCAGCUGAUAUAGUUAUUCGAGAUCUCAUCUCUUCUGGCCAUGCUACAGCAGAACCAUGUCCCUGCAUAGAACAAAUUAUUGCAAUUGAUGAAACGUUUGAAAAGGUUAAUAACUGCUAUAACCAGUGGUUCUUUACGGACGGUAUCAAGCAAAUGUGCUGCUACAGUGAAAAUGGUCAGCUUCUAAUUGAUGGUCCCGGGGCAGGAUAUCUUCUUCUAGAAUCUAAUGAAGGGUACAUUGAACGAGCUCACGACAUGUGUUGUGGAAAUGGAUCAGAUGCAUUUAAAGAAUCUUGUGAAUCAUUCUAUCAAAUAAAUAAACCUGAUGAUUGUAGUACAUACGUUCCACCUGUUGUGUCAAUGUCAUCAGGAGAUCCUGUCAUACAAACAAUAGAUGGAGGAAAAUAUGAUUUUAAUGGUCAUGGUGAAUAUGUAUUUCUGACAGACGGGAAGAACUUUGAAAUACAAGCUCGAACAGAAUAUGUUGUGAAGGGAAACAAAGAUUCGACAUAUUUUUCUGCCUUUGCAUUGCUUGAUAAAACGUCAGACGAGCAAAUAGAGCUCCAUUAUGAUCGGGAAGCUGAUGAUAUCAGAUAUUUUCGGAAUGGUUCAUAUAACAGCAAUUGUAACGCAUCAUCAAUGUUAGGACACGGACGACCUUAUCUUUGCGAAAAUCAUCCUCAAAGGCCUAAUUGUUUUGUGUUAGCUGGUGGUGGUAAAAUAACUAUACAAAACUGUGGUUUCAAAUCUUAUAUCAAACAGCUGGUGUUUGGGACUGACAAUUUUCUGAGUAUACAGAUCAUGAGAGACUCAAAGGCAAAUAUAACAAACAUUACAGGCCUAGCAGGACAUCGGGAAGAUGGUUUCUACAUUGCGAGAAACAACUCAAAAGUUUCUGAAAAUGCACCUGCAUUAUCAUUCUUUCACUUUGGCGAAUCAUGGUCAUUACGGAGUGAGUCGGAGAGUGUUUUCAUGUAUAAAGAGACUGGCGGAAAUUUUACAGUUUAUAACAAACAUCAUUCACGACCAGAGUUCCUUGAAGACAAACUUGGCAACCUGACGGCAUUGUUCAAAGAUUUUAGAGCAGAAAAUAUUUCACUUUUCAACAUAACGUGUAGAAAUUAUUGGAACAAUGAGCCCAAUAAUCAGUGCCUUCUUGCCAUUGCAAGAACAGGGAAUUAUAACCGUGGAUUAGAUGUGAUGCAUGAG